AUUGGUUCCGCGUUUAUCCGAGAGGGCAGUUGUGGCCUGAAUAACAACAAAGCGUUCAGAAUACGGUGCAGUGUACCGGUAUAGUACUCACGUGUGUGCUUAUCUUCGCGUACGUAAAUAAAUUAGUUGUAAAGUGGCAAUCGUCGCAUAAAGAUGUACUCUGUCGACCAGAGAAAAUUAAAAUAUCUUGCUUGUGUUUCCUGCAAGAAUGUCUUCUUCAAUAAACGAGGGUCAGAUAACAAUCGAGGCAAGUAUCCACGGCUUCUUGAAUGUGGACACUCGAUAUGCGAGCAUUGUAUCAAAACAAGUCCAAAAAAGUUCUGUGAUAGUUGUGGCACGGUUUUUAAGAUUCAUCCAAAAGAUGAUCCAAAUAUACCCAUCAACGCAUACCUCAUGGGAAUUUUUACUUCAAAUCAAGUGUCAGCAUUAUCGAAUGAGCCAAACCUUGACUUUCAACCCUUGGUAAAAGCUCGGUCUAAACAGCUAUUGCCUGAAAAUCUAGACAGUUGUUCAGAAUGUGGGAGUCAAGCUGAAUACCAAUGUCGCCAAUGUGAGGUCUUCUUCUGUGGCCCGUGCUACACGAAGAUCCAUGGUAGAGCUCUGCAGAAUCACCAGAGAAUUUUACUGGGCAAUAACCCUGGUGGGGUUUACAAACUAUUGUCCAAUAAAUGUGAAUACCACAGCAAUCAGGACAUACAAUGCUAUUGCGUCAAGUGCAAAGUCUCUGCUUGUGCAUACUGCUUGUCCUUGUCACAUCAAGGCCACGAGAUUAUGCCUCAAUCACAAAAGAAUGAAGAAAUGAAGGAGCAGCUUCUGAACUUGGUUGAAAAAUUGGCAGAGACCCGCCAGAGAGUGAAGCGGGCUGUAAGGAAGUUGUCAAAGUCUUACAAUUAUCUCGGGGAAACGCACGAACGUGCGAAACAGAUAGAAGAUAUCGAAGCCAAAAUCACCAGGCAUUUCGUACAUUUACACGGUGUUCUACAAAACAUGGAACUGCGUUUUAUCAAACAACUGUACGAACGACAGCAUCGCAAAAAAAUAAAUUUGGAAGCAGUUAGGGAAGAACUGAACGAACAGAAGGCUAACAUUAAAACUGUUAUGCUGCUGGCCCAGGCUGCAAUGGAUAGUAGUUCUGAUGUGAACAUGGAGGCGAUAAUUCAGAAAUUGGAAGAAACUAUCGAUGUGCCUUGCCAUCUGGUUACCAAUUGCGUUUCCGAUGAUGAUAUCGUUAUAAAUAUCGACGAAAGUAUCGUCGAAUCUCUCGAGGGGCACUGUACACUUGAAAUCUCACCGGUUUCAAAUUACUCAUUACUAAGAACCGAUGAUUUACCCGAAGGCUACGAAAUGGAAGCCAUUUCACGAGAAGAAAUCACGGAUUGUAUGCUAUCUACAAUUAAAAAAUCACCAAUGACUUCGAGUAGAAUCGCACUAACCGGGAGUAGCCCAACAUUAUUGCCAGCAGACCGAAAACCGGACCCCGGCCUCGUCGAACGUACUAAUGAAGCUGUUCGAAUCACACACAUCAAAGACCCGUCUUGUUUUUACGUACAACUUCUGUGUCGUGAUAGAGAACUUGAGCAGCUAGAGAUAUCACUUGCAAAGCAAGCUCUCACUGCAGCUCAACCCACAGAAAUAGCAUUAAACAAGAUGUACGUUGUACUGUACGCAAAGACUUCGGAGUGGUCUCGUGGUCGUGUGACGAAGGUAUACAAGGAUGCGAAGGGUUCUGAUGUCUGUGACGUGUUUUAUGUUGACCAUGGAAGUACUGAAAUUGGAAUUUCUGUUACCAAAAUGAGGAACAUGUCACUACAAACUUCACUCAUACCUAUAAUGAGCAAACGAUGUGCCUUACAUGACAUAUCGCCAAUUGGUGAUCAGUGGGGAGAUGACGCUAACGCUGCGAUGUAUGACAUGGUCAAUGGCCAGCAAAAUACUAUAAUGCACACCUAUCGAGUUUGUAAUGACAUUUACCAUGUUGAUAUCUUGAAGUAUUCGGCCGGCGAUGGUGACUGGUCAAUUUCUGUAAGAGAUGCUCUCAUAUUCUUGGAAUAUGGUUGUUUCGUGACUUAUGAAAGACUGAAGAGAAUUAAUCCGCAAUCAUUGCGGAAAUAUUAUGAAGCGGAAAUUUCUAUUGGAAAUUCCUAUGUAGUAGAAGUUAGUCACAUAGAAUCUCCAGACUGUAUCUAUCUGCGGGAGUCUGGUCAUGUCGGAAAAUACUUGGAAAAACUGGUAAAGGAUAUGACUGCUGAGUAUAAAGGGACGAAAACGAAUAGGGGAAUAAUUUAUACGCCCCAGAUAGGAAUGCCAUGUGCGGCAAGGCUUGACUCUGGUCUAUGGUAUCGUGCACGAGUCAGCAAUUUAAUUGGAAAUCGUAAUGUCGAGGUAUAUUUCGUCGACUACGGAAAUACGCGCGUAUAUCAAUACGAUCAAAUUAGAAGACUUCAGUACAAAUUCAUGUCCAUGAAUGCUCUGGCGUUUAAAGUCGCGCUGAAGGAUGUCUGUCCUAUGGAAAACGGUCGAUGGAGUUCUGAAAGCAAAAAAUUUACGAUUUCAUGCUUACAUUCUAAACUUCUGAAGAUAUUUGUCGCAUCUAAAGAAGAUCAAUGUUACAAAGUCAUUAUAUAUCUUCCCAACGUAAAAGGAGUUAAGAAUUUUAACGCCGUGUUAGUGAAACGAGGAUAUGCUCUAAGCACAGGCCCUGGUUCGCAGAAAAUCAAUAAAAAGAAAAAGACAAAAAAAUCAAGACCAUUAAAUACAACAUUUGACGAUAGUCUUGAAGAUACAAUGGUCGCCGACAAAUAUGAGGAAUCAGAUCCCUUCAAAUUGCAAGUGAAUGUCUUGCAAGUAGUGUCUCCUGACUGCAUUUACGUGGCUGAUGUAAAGACUACUACAGUAAUAAAGCAGAUGACUAGAAAAAUACAACAGUUUUACAACAAACAUAGAUCCUCUCAGAAUUUUGAGUGGAAAAAGAAUGACGUUUGCGUUGCUUAUUCUGCUAAAGAUAAACUAUAUCAUCGAGCCAGAAUAACUGAAAUAGAGUUGCCUGAUAAAAUUGAUGUAUUCUUAUACGAUAUCGGUAUUAUGGAGACAGUGAGCUUGGACGACUUACAAUAUUUACACCCCAAAUUUUCUACCAUACCUGCGAGAGCGUUCAGAGUCAAAUUGGCGGGUAUUCAUCCUUGUGGAGGCUCAAACACGUGGGUAUCUGCAUCGAGUGAAAGACUAUCUGAAAUCGUAGUCGCAAAUCAAGAUUCCGAAUUCUACAUUUCUAAGGUGGCGGGAAUAGAAGAUAAUGCCAUAUGGGUUGAGCUUUGGGUGCGAGAAGCAAGAACAGAAAGCGCAUUGUCGCCAACAAUCGUGGAAAUCAAUUCUAUUAAUCGUAAAUUGGUUGAGGAAGGUGUCGCGCUUGCAGUUAAAGGAUACAAAGAUGAGUCUAAAAAAGUAUUGGCUACUGAAGUUAGACACCAGCUAUCACGAACUGAGGACCCCGAUAUUUCCACUGAUGUUAAAUGGUGGAAUAAAACUCGAGGGUCAAGUUGUAUCUCAAAUAGCCCUAGUGAUGCAUCGAUAUUUUUUGCAUCAAAUGUUAUUUCGGAAUUCGAUCUAAGCAGCAAAGAUGAAAGUGAUAUUGAAAAAGAGACAAAUGUGGUUCCAAUACCCCCUCCACUUGCGGCCUGGAUACCAGCUGUGCCAUUCCAAAAAAAAAAAUUCUUUGGGGUUGCUACAAAUAUUGACCAAGAUUGCAUCGUACAUCUACAUUCGCUAGAAGACAAUGCCAAGAUGUUAGAGUAUAUUGAUGCUGCGCUACAAGAUCAUUACAUGGAAUCGGUACCAGAAAAAUGCGAUUUACAAUGGGCUCCAAACGAUGUAUGCAUUGCCCUAUAUCAUGCCGAUCACAAGUGGUAUCGUGCUCAAGUUCUUGAAGCACCUGAGGAUGGUCUAAUCAAGGUUAUUUUUGUGGACUACGGAAAUGUAGAGGUAUGCGAAGUUGGCACAUUGAGAAAACGUGUUAUAAUGGGUCAUAUUCCAAUUCAAGCAAUAAAAUGCAAGAUCCAAGGAUUGGUUUCGUCUAAGCCAGAUGGUCGAUGGAAUACGUCGGAAUUGGACAUUAUACAUACGAUCUUGGUUGAUAAACAAAGCCAAAUCACGAUUUUAGAUGACAGCGAUUCACAGCUGCUCUUAAUAUCGAUCACCUUGAGUGAAUUCAAAGAUAUGGAUUUAUUACGGUACUUGAAGUAUGAACAAUAUUUCGAUAUCCGUGGCAUGGAAUCGGAAAAAUCAUUUUGCGAAGGUUCUUGUAACGAUGGCUCGGACUUAAUCGGUUUCGACAGUGAGGAUGUGAUUGUCGAAGGGUGCGUGGAUGAUUAUGUGCGCUCUGCUCCAGCACAGCAAUCCCUGUUCAUCAACCGAUGCUCGUCCUCGAGUUCGGAACUCGUAUCUCCGAUCUUCAAGGUGGAUGAAAAACAAGAAGAAAUACUUACUGGAUCACUCGUCGUAUUGAAAAAAGGCAUCUCAAUAGAUUCGGAUAUCAGCACAGGAGGCUGUGAAAAUCCGAAAUUAAUUAUUGAGAUCCAAAGUCUAAAGGACUUGCAUUCCAAGAACGAAUCUUUCCAGAGAGCAACUUCUACUCCACAAAAUGAAGAAGAAGAUGAGAAUGAGAAUGACGAAGGGGAGGAAGACUUUAUUGAUUACGAGUAUUUAUACGUUCCCGAUAAUCUGGAGAUCGUAGACUUAGAUCCACGACAUAUUGAAAGCGCUACAGUGUUCUAUGCACAAGUUGACAAGUCUAUGGGAAUCGAGUAUAUAGACAAAUGUCGACAACGAAUCGCUACUGUUGUCGCGGAUAUGCAAAACAAAGCACAUGACCAGCCAAAACUCGUGCACAUAAGACUUGGUGCUCCGUGUUGCGCGAAGUAUGAUCAUGAUGUUGAAUCAGGGUGGUAUAGGGCUAAGAUAGUCGAAAUUUUACCCAAUAGUCGAGAAGUUCAAGUGCAAUAUGUUGAUUUCGGUAACGUGGAAUAUCAAUCAAUUGACAAAGUGCAUCAAUUAAAAGAAGAGUGGCUGGCCGUACCUGUGAUAAAUAUGCGAUGUAGACUAUGGAAUAUUCGCGCAGACCCUCAAGUAUCGGUAAAAGCAUUAUUGCCCUCAUUCAAUGAAAUCUUUUACCAAGGUGCAAUCCGCGCACGAGUAAUGGAACGUUUUCUUGAUUGUAUUGACGUGGAGCUGUAUUCAGAUGAAAGUUGCACCGAACUGCGUUACGAUUCCCUCAUUAAAGACGGAAUAUUUGAAGUGGUAGAGUAGUAACUUUCACGUAAUAUAAAAUAAGAAAUAAUUUUUUUUUACAGAAAAACUAACUAAAUUUGUUUCCGGUUAAAUAUAUGAAGAAAUAUAUUCAUGUUGACUUUAGCAUUAUACCAAAAGUUUGAAAUGUCUGUACUUCUGAGGAAGAGGAUGUUUCCGAAACGUCUAGAGACUGAUAUUCAGAAUUUAUAUUAAUCUAACCUUAAUUGAUUUUUAUCACUUAAAUUUAAUUUGUAGUUUUGUAUUAAUCUUUACCAUUGUUUUAUUUUCUGUGAUAAUACAUCAAUACAAGAUAUGACAAUCUCCAUGA
Messenger RNA from Athalia rosae (coleseed sawfly), 5611 nucleotides. RefSeq names its product RING finger protein 17 (gene qin). The record is from RefSeq and is a predicted model, not a curated record. Bases 154 to 5301 code for a protein of 1715 amino acids. Gene Ontology annotation, molecular function: zinc ion binding. The transcript has 27 exons. Lineage: Eukaryota; Metazoa; Arthropoda; Insecta; Hymenoptera; Athaliidae.